Messenger RNA from Morchella sextelata, 774 nucleotides. RefSeq lists its product as uncharacterized. Bases 1 to 774 code for a protein of 257 amino acids. The transcript is spliced from 3 exons. Gene Ontology annotation, cellular component: cytoplasm. The record is from RefSeq and is a predicted model, not a curated record. Gene Ontology annotation, molecular function: cysteine-type deubiquitinase activity. Gene Ontology annotation, biological process: protein deubiquitination; ubiquitin-dependent protein catabolic process. NCBI's taxonomy places the organism in Eukaryota, Fungi, Ascomycota, Pezizomycetes, Pezizales, Morchellaceae.
AUGUCCGACCCCACAGCAGCAGCCGUUGAUCCUCAUGACCCUUCGGUCGAUGUCCCCAAAGGUCGCAAAGCCUUUAUUCCGCUAGAAUGUAACCCCGAGUUGAUGACCACCCUUGUGCACAAUCUGGGGUUAACUCCAACGCUUGCGUUUCACGAUGUCUUCUCCAUCUCGGAGCCCGAGCUCCUUGCAUUCGUACCGAGACCAGCCCUUGCCCUACUUCUCGUUUUCCCUGUCUCCGAGAGCUACGAGAAGUUUCGGCGCGAUGAGGAUGAAAGCAGGCCCGAAUACAACGGCAAGGGCGAGGGAGAGGACCCGGUUUGGUUCAAACAGACGAUCCGAAAUGCUUGCGGCAUGAUAGGCGUCUUACAUGCAAUCUCUAACGGCGCUGCCCGAGACAUGAUCGAGGCCGACUCCCCCAUCGGUAGACUGCUUGCCAAGGCACUCCCACUCCCCCCACUGGAUCGUGCCAAGGUCCUCGAAGAUUCUCGGGAACUCGAAUCGGCCCAUAAAUCCGCAGCUACCCAGGGAUCAUCUCUUGUCCCAGAUGCAGAGGCCGAUGUGGACCUGCACUACGUCUGCUUUGUCAAAUCCAAGAGCAAUCAUCUCUAUGAGCUUGACGGAAGAAGAAAGGGACCGCUGGACAGGGGCUUCUUGGGCGAUGAUGACGUCUUUAGUGAGAAGGCUCUCAAGGUCGUGCAAGACUUUAUCGACAGAGAAAAAGAAAGCGGAAGGCUAGACUUCAGUCUUGUUACUCUGGCACCAAGCUUAGGUUAA